Polistes canadensis is the source of this 1609-nucleotide messenger RNA. RefSeq names its product mitochondrial carrier homolog 2-like. The transcript has 9 exons. Bases 376 to 1314 code for a protein of 312 amino acids. NCBI's taxonomy places the organism in Eukaryota, Metazoa, Arthropoda, Insecta, Hymenoptera, Vespidae. The record is from RefSeq and is a predicted model, not a curated record.
CCAUAAUUUUGGUAAUACUGAAUAAUAGAAUGUCGUUAGAGUUGGUUGGGUGGUUCCUCCGAUCUAUUUCUGUACCACGUUUAUGGGAUUAAAUAUACGAAAUGAUACUAUUGAUGAUAAUCUUUUGAUAACCGUUGACAGUACAAACAAAUCACAUUUAUCUUAUACUCGGUGCUUUAAGUUUCAAAAGGAAGAUACUGUUAGUCUAGAUAUCGAACAAUUACGAGAUUGCAAAUCAAGAAAUUAUUUAUUAAAAAAUAAUUUUAACUAAUUCCAUGAAAUAUAUUAAAAGAAAUACUUAUUAAGAUCAUAUUUAUUCUUCGAUAUUUAAACACAUACAAAUAAUAUAGUGAAAACAAACUCGUCAAUUUAAUUAUGAUUUCGCAAAGAGAAAAUGUAUGGUCUAACAUACCUAUUCGUAUGUUCAUAAAUAUGAUGUCACAUCCAGUUGAUUAUGCAAAAGUUUUAAUACAGAUUGGUCAUGAACCUAUUUCGCCACGCCAAACAGUAACAUUAUUUGGAAAACCAGCAUUAUCCUUACCUAACGUUUUUCAAUAUGUUAAAUAUAUCAAAAAUGUUGAUGGAUUUACUGGUUGUUAUCGGGGACUGGUACCUAAACUUUGUGCGUAUACCCUCAGUGCGGUAGCAUUUGAGAAAACUUCUGAAUGCAUUACAUUUAGCGAUGAACCUGACAAAAAUAAAGAUGAUGAGGAAUUAUCAGAACCAGAAAGACGUACAAGAUGUAUUAAUGAACUGAUACGGGACGUAAUUAGUAGAAUGGUGGGAAUUAUAGUGAGCCAUCCAUUGGAUGUAAUAAUGUUAAGGAUGAUGGCACAAUUUGUAGGCGGUGAAACAAAAUACAAUGGAAUUAUUAGAUCGUUUAUAGAAGUGUAUAAGGAAAAUGGAAUUGCAGGAUAUUAUGCAGGAAUAGUACCACGCCUCAUUGCAAAUGCUACAGUUUUAGUUCUUGUCAGUUCAUCGACUUAUGUCAUUAAUAAAUAUGUUAUUCAUGAUCAAGAAUUAAAAACUUAUACAGCUUCCACAAUGAAAUUUAUUGCAACAACCGUUACUUAUCCAUUUUUGGUAGUAUAUCAUUGCAUGGCGGUAAAUAACUGUGGAUUGGUUGCUGGCCUUCCUCCCAAUAUGCCAAUUUAUAAUAAUUGGUUGGAUUGUUGGUCUCAUUUAUCAAGUAUCAAUCAAUUGAAGAGAGGUAGCAGUCUUUUAUGGCGUUACUAUACAGGUCCACGAAUAAUUAUUGAGGGAAAAGCGAUACCUUUUAAUAAUGAUAUCUUUAAGGCGGAUAAAAUCCAAUAGAAAUUGAUACUUUGAUAAAUACUAAGAAGAGAGCAAUAAAAAUGAAUCCUAAAUUACAUAUGUGUUACAUUAUGGUGUUCAUUUGUAAUUUAUAAGGUAUUCUACAAUAUGACAUAAUGAAAAUCAUUUUUACUAUUGCGAUAUGUAUUCUAAUAUAAACUUUAUAUUAAAAAUCCAUCACAGAUUACAUAUGUAAAUCAUGUAUGUACAUGGUAUAUAUAUUUAAUAGGAAUACCAAUAUGCAUUCGUAAUUUAAUUGGUGACUUCUAAAAAUUAAACAAAAGUUAGAAACAUU